Molecule: messenger RNA, 1428 nt
Organism: Prorocentrum cordatum
Lineage: Eukaryota; Dinophyceae; Prorocentrales; Prorocentraceae
Source: the annotation of a GenBank genome assembly
AUGGCGAAGUCGGCGAUGAAGUCCGCCAUGAAGACCGUCGCGAAGCCCGCCCCAAAGGCCGCCAUGAAGACCGCCGCCAAGCCGAACAAGCGCCCGCUCUCCAGGCGCACAGCGUCCAAAGGGGGAGCCCAUUUCAAGAAGCACGUGAAGAUGUCUGCCUGCGCUUCGUCUGGCAAGAUGCUUGGGCCUGGAGCCAAAGCGAAGCUUGGUAAGGCCAGGGCGAAGGAGUUGCCAGGCCCCCGAUACAGUGGCAAGAACGCAGGCAAAGGUGAGACGGCGCCUCUCGCCUGCAAGGCCAAGGGGGAGCGCAUCGACAUCAGAGGGCUCUGCGGCAUUGACGUGGUGCACAGGGUUCGGAUUGGCGUGGGGCUGGGGUACCUGCCGCGGAUAGAGGGCAGGAAGUGCCCGCACGAAUGCGGCACUAAGUUGUCUCUCCACGUGUUCGCCGGGAGGGGCUCUCCUGGAAUAUCCGUGAACGUGGGCGACGUGCAGGUGGAUGUCCCGACGCUGUGCAGGUACCGCUGCGGCGAUUGGACGCGCAGCGGGAACCAGAGGGGCAUCGCGAAGGGCUACUCGCUGUUCAUUUGGCGUGCAGGCCAUUGCACCGUGGUGCAAGGCAUCUCGAAGGAUUCCACGGCAAUGUACCUGGACGAGGUCCGCCGCCGCAUGGCCCAGCUCAGCCUGGAGGAGCAGGCCCGCAUCAAGUUCAAGGGCGGCAUGCUCGUGGAGCUCGACGAGUGCGGCAUCAGGGCCGAACGUGUCAGCUGCAAGAAGCCGUGCGACAAGUGCAAGCCUGAAUGCCUUGGCUACCGCUUGCUGUGGAACCGUUGGCUCAUCAUGGUCGAGCGCGGCAACAGGGCCAACAUGGUUCUCAUCCAGCUCCCCUGGGAGACGAGCAUGGCUGGCGGCGGCGACGCGCCCUUGAGCGGGGCCCAGCGCGACGAGGCCCUCAGGAAACACCUCGGCCGCGGUGCGAUCUGCUUGGCCGACGGCGCCGACUGCUACGAGGCCUUCGCCGCUGGCGACUUGAUCUGUUCGCCCUGCUGCGACCGCAAGGAUUGCCUCGAGCGCGCGAGGGCAGCGGGCUCCGCCAAGCAAUGCUUGAGGUCGCGGCCAAGGCACGGGCGGGAGCGCUUCCGCGCCCACUACCGCAGGCUGGCCUUGUCGCACGGCGUGGUGAGCCACAAGAAGGAGGAGUGGGCGGGUGCGAAGGCCGUGCGCGUGCAGGACAAGGACGGCAACGUCCGCAUGGCCAAGAUUAAGCACGGCACGGAGGCGGCGGACGGCACCUGGGACGAGGUCAAGACGGCGCUCCCGUCCGCGAUCAAAAGCGCCGACCACGACCGCAUCGCCGAGUACGUCCACGCGUGGGCGUGGCGCGCCAGGCGCCAUGGGGCCGACCUCUUCGCUGCUUUGUGCUCGAAGUAG